Molecule: messenger RNA, 9606 nt
Organism: Anopheles coluzzii
Lineage: Eukaryota; Metazoa; Arthropoda; Insecta; Diptera; Culicidae
Product: dendritic arbor reduction protein 1-like
Exons: 6
Coding region: 2212-5658 (1148 amino acids)
Biological process (GO): regulation of transcription by RNA polymerase II
Molecular function (GO): DNA-binding transcription factor activity, RNA polymerase II-specific; RNA polymerase II cis-regulatory region sequence-specific DNA binding
Source: RefSeq, a predicted model, not a curated record
CCCCCUUGGAUAAUCGCCCCACAGUUGACAAAAACGAAGAAGAAGAAUGAACCGCUCACACACUCGAUAGCGUGUGGCGGUGUCAAACGCUUUGCAUCCCACCGUAGGCCGGGACCCGGACCCUGGGCGUGGACAGUGUAGGCCGCUAACAUGACCGAAAAAAAAAAGAUACCGCAAGGGGACCGCUCCGUGUGGGCCACCAGCCGGGUGAGAGCGUUUCCAUCCAUCCAUCCAUCCAUCCGCCCGCGUGGACGGGUUGAUCAAAUUUGGUGCGUCCGGCGUGGCGUAGUGCGGAGGAUUUGGUGUGUCUUUGCUCCGGUUUCCCGCGCACGGUACGCUGUCUUCACACUUUCGCUAGGCGCGUCAGUACGGUGCGGCACUGCGCCAGUAGACGCGGCCAAACCGAGCGGCACGGAUCGCAUCCAGCGGACAGCGUGACAUCCAGCAGCUCCACCACUGGCGAUGGUUGUAAUUGGCGUAAUCACGCGCAAGCACACGCAUACAUCUAGCGCGCGUCGGUCAGCUGUUUCACCGCGGUUUCACGAUAUCGGACCGGCAAUUAAUCGUACACUGCCGCACCACACCACAGUGAGCGAGGCGCGAGUGAUAAGAACGGAUGGAAAGAAAGUGUGUUAGAAGUUGAGUGAAUCAAUUCCUGGGCGCAGUCUGGGUAUACACGCGGUUCGAAAUGGGGUCUCGGUUAAGCGAUGGAAAAUGUGCCGUUUGGAUAUCAGUGCAGUGCUUGUGUCUGUUUUGAAGCGAGUGGCCUCUAAUCCUUUAGUUCAUGCUGAGAUCACAUAAUAUUGAUCGAUCAAUCGCAGCAGCUAGUGAAAUGCUCAGUUUGUCACCUGCUAAGGAUGCAGCACAAAACCCUUGCAGCAGCCCUAGUGGGAUGAAAAGGUGGUUUUUUAAAAUAAGAACCAUUUCCCAGUGCAACUCUUCUCACACGAUUAAACCCACCGAAAAGCACAAGUAAGCCAUGAGUUAGUUCGUUUGGUGUCACCGUAUUCGUGUCCGUAGGUUUUGUCAGACCGUCGCGUAUUACCCUCCCCGUUCUCGUAAGGGUAGCAGUUAAUCAUAGCCGCACAUCCGGUCGUUGUGUGCUCGCUCGCUGACGCGUUUCUCGCCUUGUGAGAUGCGAUUAUUCGCCAGCUAACAGCGUUCUAAGCACAUGCAGUUUUGAUGGCGGAGCGAUCAGAAAGCUGGCUGCGUGUUUGUUUAGCAACCAAGUAUGUGCUGGGUGUGUGUGUUGGCACCAAUCCGUGUUUAGUUUGUCUUAGAGAAGUGCAUGCAUGUAAGUGAAGAAUUGAAGUGUCUGUAUGCUUGUUUGCGUUUUUUUAUUGCGUUAGCGCCGCAAGUGUGUUAGGCAUCCGUCAAUUAUACAAAUGUGUGAAAAUGUGUUUUUACCGUAGUUGAUUCUUUGUGAUUAAAUAUUCUCUAAAAUAUAGAGCUUAGAGGAUAGAGUUAUUUUAAGCUAAAACAUAUCAUGCUGUGAGGAUAAAUCAAUAACAACAAAAGUGAAGAAAAACAGAAUUAAAUAUACUCCUUGGAAGAAUCGCAACCGUCAAUUGUGACUUAUUCUUCUCCCGCCAAAUUGCUAGAUCGCAGGCCGCCUUUGACAAAUAUUUUACAAGUGCUUCGAAUCCCAGGCGUUAAAUUGUGUUCACUGCUGUUCACCUCAUUACAAUUGCGCCAACCGUUGCCGUUCAUACAUCAGCCUUAGGCUUAUUGAAUUCAAUGUUCCUCAACGUGAUUGAGUACGAAGUGUGUGAAGUGUGUGUUGGUGACUAGGAGCGAUUAAAACAGUUAUUGUUUGUGGAAAAAGAAAAUAUCAUUUAUUCAAGUGCAACAAGUGUGGUGUUGAAUAUAUUGAGAGUAAUUAUAAAAUAGAAAAAAGUGUAUACAAUUGUAUCAAACUAAGCAGAAAAAAAGCUUUGUCAUGCCUGCGUAGUUCCAAUUACGGUGUAUAUUGAUUAGAAUUAUCUGCUCAAAGCGUGCUGCUGCGCGUAUGUGUUUCCGAGUUCGACAUGGUGCGCGUGUGUGUAGUGCCGUCUAGUGUAAGCGUGUAAUUGUUCAUCGCGCUAAUGGAGUGUUUAUCAUUUUUCGUUGCCUUGUUUUGUCCUUGUUUUGUUUCGUUUUGUUUUUCCGUCGCCCGUUCGAUCCGUCCCGUCGCCCCGUGCCGUGCGUGUCAGUGCAUCGACGGCAGAGAAAAUGUUAGCUAUGCGUCGUGAAAGUGAACCCAUCUAUGGUAGUGCCAGUGCAACGACCAACUACAACAAUCUGCUGCAUCACCACGGGCAACACCAUAACGGUCACCAUCUGCAGGCGGUACAGUCGCCGUCAGGACAGUCAGGACAUCCCACCAACGGUACUGCGGCCGAACCAUCGGUCAGAGCUCAUCCAGCCGAGAACGGCACACUCGGGGAGACCGAUCCCGGUGGGCUGGGUGCGUUCCAGGGACAUCACCAGCAGCAGCACCAACAGCACCAGCAGCAGCAACUGUUGCAGCAACAGCAACAGCUAGCAGAUCAUCAGCAAACGUUGUCUCAUCAACACCAUCACCAUAGCCACCGGUCAGCGUUGUCCCCAGCAACGACGGUCAGCUUUGGCGGAUUGCCCGGCCUCUGCAACGGGUCGUCAUCGUACGCCGGGUACACCAGCUUCGGAUUGAACUCUUCCAGUUCCGGACGGUCCACACACCCGGCGGCAUCCAGUCUCGACGAGUACGUGGACAUCCUGCAGGUCCAGCAGCUGCUGCUGGAGAACUCUUCCACUCCGUCCGGCUCCACGAGCAGCUCGACGGUGGCGAGCAUAACAACGGCAUCCGGUACCUCCACCACCACCACCACCUCCUCCUCCUCAUCCUCCAACCCCUCCUCCUCCUCCUCCUCCUCCACCUCCACCUCAUCCACAACCAUCCCUUCGACGGCGUCCCAACACAUCCCGCCCGUGUCCACCGUACCCUUCUUUGCACCCUCGUCCGCUCCCUCCACCUCGACGGCGGCACUUCACGCAAAAAACCGUCCAAAAGUGAAUCUUCAGAAAGCGGCCGACUUCUCUGCAGCAGCGGCAGCGGCGGCGGCAGCAGCAGCGGCAGCGAACCAACUGCAAGGCGAUUCACCCUCCAAAAGACUGCUCUUUGAUUACCCGAGCCCAUAUUUGUAUGGUAAUUAUCAUCCGUCGCCGAGUGACGAUCUGGUCGCUUUAUGGUUCGGAAGUAACGGAACAGGUGGCGUUGCCCCUGGACCACCAGCAGCUGCCAUGAUCAUGGAAGGGCUAGAAACGUUGGUUGCGCCAUCGCAUCACACAUUCCUGCUGACCGAGUCGGCGGCCGCAGCACACUUCAACGUGCUGAGCUUCGAUACGUGCGGUCUGUUCAAGACCGGCACCACCACCACCUCGCUCGGGCUGAACAACAACAGCACGACGACACCGAACAACAAUCACCAUCACCACCUGUACCAUCCGUACCAUCACCAGACGGCCGUCAGCACUGCGACCGCGCUUACCCAUCAUCAGCCCCAUCAUCAUCAUCAUCAGCAUCAUUCGACAACCCAGCAUCAGCAGCAGCAGCAGCAGCAGCAACAUCAGCACAAUUCAUCCGCCAGCACGAUCGUGUCAUCGUCGGCCGUCUCGUCGGCGAUCGCCAGCGCGGCCAGCUCGACCGCGAUCACUACGCACACGACCGCGACGACGAGUGUGACCGCGGCGUCCCAUACGUCGCACGGCCACAGCCACCAUCAUCCUAACCAUCCGCACCUGAGCCUGCUGAGUACGGGCGGCGGCGGUAGCACCAGCCACCACUCGAACGACAGCUCCACCCUGCACUCCGGCACCGGUGACGAUCAUUCGCAAUCGCAAACCGACGCACAGGCCGGCGAUCUCAACACACCCGUCACCACCUCCGGCGACAUUCCGUCGUUCUUCGGACCGUCGACUGUUGUGGAGCCACCACCGAUUACCGGAUCAAUCGAAUCGGACGAUCUCUCGCUGGAACCCCAGACGGUGUCCAGCCCGUGCGUUAGCCUGUGCAGUCCCACCAAGCAGGAGCGCAGCACACCGCAAUCGAUCGUCAACGAGGAAGAGGCUAGCAAUACCAGCAGCACCAACACCAUGUACCCGUCGUCCGGUGCUCAGCAGCAGCAGCAGCAACAACAACAGCAGCAACAACAGCAGCAACAACAGCAACAUUCACUUCACGGCCAGAUACGUGUUGCCGGGCUGGCCAGCGUCACGGGUGGCGCCGACAUGCAGCACGGCAGCAACGACGGUGUCCAGUCGUCCGAUGCGAUCGAGAACAAGAUCGCCUACCGGGGCAUCUUCACGUCGAGCGGCAGCCCGAGCAUGGGCCUGCAGGCGGGCAACGUGAUGGCGGGCGCAGGUCAGAUGUCACCGACCGCCGGACUGGGCGGCUGGGGUUUGCCCAGCCCCGACAAGACCCUCUUCCAGGCGCCCAUGUUCGGGCUGCUCGGACCGCAGGCGACCAGCGCGUCCCAGGGUGUGUCGGCCACCUCGCCCUCGAUCGGGCAGCACCAUCAGCACCACUACGGGGGGGACGAGCGGGGGCACACCGGGGCCGGCCACGGCGGCGGUCACGGUGCCGAACUGCUCGGCCUCAACAUGGACUGUGCGAGCAUCAUCCUGAAGCAGCCGCCGAGCUACAACAGCUGUGUCGGUUCGCUCGACAUGCAGCAGGGCCAGGAUAUGCACGGGUACGGGCGGCCGGGUCAGGGCGCCGGGCUGGGACAGCAGAUGAGCCAGAAGUACCAGUGGCUGGACUCGCCGGUCGACCCGUACGUCGGCAGCCCGCAGCACGGUUCGGUCGUCCUGCCCGGACCCUCGUCCACGCCCAUCUCGGUGGGGCCGAUCAUUCCGAAGCAGGAGCCGUACUCGACGCCGAACGCCUGCACGUCCGACUCGAGCCAGCUCGGGGGGCUGACACCGGCCCAGGCCGCCCAGCAGGCCCAGUAUGCCGUCCAGCUGGCCGAGUACAAUCAGGCCACCAGCAAGGGCCACGAGAUCCUGUCCCAGGUCUACCAGCAGAGCACGAUGCCGCUCAAGCUGGUGCCGGUGAAGCCGCGCAAGUACCCGAACCGGCCGAGCAAGACGCCCGUGCACGAGCGCCCCUACGCCUGCCCGGUGGAGAACUGUGACCGACGGUUCUCGCGCUCGGACGAGCUGACCCGCCACAUCCGGAUCCACACCGGCCAGAAACCGUUCCAGUGUCGGAUCUGCAUGCGCUCGUUCAGCCGCUCCGACCACCUGACGACGCACAUCCGCACGCACACCGGGGAGAAGCCGUUCUCGUGCGACAUCUGCGGCCGCAAGUUUGCCCGCUCGGACGAGAAGAAGCGCCACGCCAAGGUGCAUCUGAAGCAGCGCAUCAAGAAGGAGAAAAACUCGAGCAGCGGAGGCAACAGUGCCAACAGCAACAACAGUAGUGCGUCCGCCGCCCACCAUACCCACCACGCUCAGCAGCAGCAGCAGCAGCAGCAGCAGCAACAACACCACCAUCAGCAGCAGCAACAACACCAUCAGCAGCUCGGCCACCAUCCGGGACAUCCGGGGCUGCACGCGCACCACCUACUUACGCACGACGACCUCACCGGUAUUCCGAUCGUGUCGUCCUCGUCGAACCCGGCCAACAGCAGCUUGUAGACCGAGCUUUCGUCGAUCGAUAUUAUGCGAUUGAAUGAUCCCCAGAUCGAGCUAGUCCACGACGAUCCCUUCAUGGGCUACAUCAACGAAGAUACCACCGCCGAUGCCGAUGGUGACGAAGAGCAACCGCAACAACUGAUGGACACCGACAUCAAUGAUCUGGACGAGGAGGAGCUAGAUGUGGGCGAAAACAGUCGAACGGAGGCUAUUUCUAGUAUUCAAAAAGUGCCCACCGCUCCCUCGGCCCGAACAGUGACGGUUCAUGCGUCGGUGGAGCAGUCCACUACCGCCACCACCACCGGCAGACAACCGUAUGUGAUUGUUUUACUGAUGGAGUAAGGUACAGGUACACCUUCAGCCACAGCCAGUAUACGAGAUGCAGCAUCCACUUCCGCUUUACUGCAGUGCCAUAGGUCGUGGUCGUCCGCCAUCUACCGCCAUCAUCGCCGCAUCUUUGCCAAGCUCAAGGAUCGCAGCCACUUCACCGGAACAAAAAAUGCAAGUGAGAACAAUUCCAAACCGCACAAUACCGUUUGACGAAAUAGUAACUCAACAUCCGUACGCUCGUACGCAAAUGCAAUAGCGCAGUAUGAAUUAGCUGAAUUAGAACAACAGACAAAACUUUCCACAUAGAACAUUUUUGAUACAUCUCUACGUAGUUCAACGUAAGCGUUCAGAAGAUUGCCGUUUGCACCACAAUCUCACACACUCACAGCAGUAUUUAAAUGUCAAUGCAACACUCUUGCACCUUCAAUGUCUCUCCACACGGCACCAAAACAAACUCCGAUCACUUCGAUUCUAACUCUGUCCGCAAAACGCCAAAACCGCCAAUGAUCGCAUGCGAAUUGCAAUGCCUUGUGCCGGUUCUUCGCGUUCCCGGGCUAUGUGUAUGUGUGAUUGAGAGUGUUAAGUGUUUUUCGCUCAUCACCAACAGCACCUCGUUGUAAUGAAUCUUACUUUCGUCAGUUGUGUGCGGUUCCUCCAAAGGGUAUCAUCAUCCAUGAUUAAACGCAAAUCGCGGCAGCAUCGGGCCGCAGGUAACGAGAUGGGUCGUUGUAGUAGCCCUGUUUUGUUUUCUUAUCUCCUUAUAUCUCUUAGAAUACUGUGAUCUCAUUUUUUGCGUGCAUAGAAGCCACAACGAAACAAAAGUAACAGAAGAGAAACAAAACACGAAAAACUCAAAUCGAACAUCCUGACGGCAAAGGGGAGACAAAAAAAAUAUAAGAAAACUACACACAAAAAAAAUCUAUUUAAAAAGAAAAAAAAGUAAAACACGGAGCGGCCUCAGAGAGCAGAAUGGUAAAGGAAAAACAAACACACGAAGGGAACGAAAAAUCGAGCUAAGCUGCAUACUAUAAGUAUUGCCUUUCAGUAGGUAAUCUAACAAAUUGAUUAAAAUUUACAUACAACCUAAGGUCAACAUGGUGGUGUAGUCGUAAGCACACCGUUACGUUAGUAGGUAACAUGACGUUACAAACCUAUCAGUGUAAUUCCUCCCCUUUCUCCCCUCUGUACCCCUUAAGCGCACCUAACAUGUGUCAGCGCGCGCGUGUGUGUGAGUGUAUGAAUGAAUGUGUCUCACUUGAAUCUUUCACAAUCGCACCCAUUUUUUCCACCGGUUUAGAUGCAUGUCAAAAGGGUGAUGUUUAGCAUCUCCCUUCUUUCUUUGGUGUUUGAGCUAAGGAAAUUCCCGUCAGGAAAUUUACACAUACAAAAAAAAUUAUCAUUUUUUAGAUGUUGAAUUGCUGUACCAUCAUUAUCAAAUCUUAGGCAUCUGGCUUGGGAAAUGAUUCUGAAAGAGGAGGUGCGCGUGUAACAAUUACAAUUUGCUCGUAGCACGAACUCUCCUUCAAACACCGUUCCCAGGCAAGUCAAAAAGGGAGAAUUUGUGAGAGGAAUGAUAAGUGAAUGAUCACACAGAGCGAUACCACUAGGUAGGGAAGUAAGUGUAAGUGAAAUUUAUUUGUUAAGGCGUAAGGCAGAAAUCAGAUUUUAGACGUAAUAGAAGUGCAAGAUGUUAAGAUAAGAAAAUUACUUGUGCGCAGAUCAGCAAGUAACUGAAGCUGAAAAUCAAUGUAGCUAGGAUGCAUUUGUUUUUCUUGUUAUCUAUAAUACGAAAAGGGGAAAGAAUAUGAUUCUCAUAACUAAGCAGAUGAAGGAGCGGAAAACAAUUCUAGCGUGUAGUAUUUAACAACAACAAAAAAACAAAUCUAAACGAAAUUGGGCUACAGAAAACAGGCAAUUGAAAUGUAACUAAAACCACUAGAUUAUGGAACUGAAAGAUACAAAACACACGAACAGAAAAUAACAUGCUUCUUGCUUCUUUCAGUAAUAUUGGUUUACACAACAAAACAGGAUUCCCAUUGACUGUUAGACAUCAGUUGGAUCAUUUUCGGAAGUGCGUUCCUUUUAUGUUUCGUUAAUUUGAUUAAGUUUAGCUUUAUGCUUUCUGUAUAGUGUGUAUAGUGUGUAGCUGCUACUCGUCGCAUUUCGUGCAUCAUGUCGUUAACAUUACUAAUGAUUGUGUUUACUCAUCGCAACACACACACACGUGUAAACUAACGGAUCAGCCACCUACUGGAACACAAUCGCGCUGAUGUAAAACAAAUAGUGCUACUGUAGAACUCCAUAAACCGUGCAACUGUGCUGCCAUAUUAAGAUAUCCUUUACCACCAACAGAGUCCCAGUGUAUCUGUGUUCGGUGUGUUUUUUGUUACAUUUUCCUUUGAUAUUCCUCUACUUAUCCCACCUUUUUUCUGUACUUUAAAUAGCUCAAGCUCUUUGUUUCCUUUUCUCAAUACCAUUUUCUACGAAACUUUUAUUCUUUUCUGUCCAGUGAAUGUACAUACCUGUGUAGCUUGGUAAUGUCAUAUGUGUGUCUGUUUUAUAUGUGUAUUUUUGUUUUAUUUGUUUGCUGUACAUAACAGUUUAAUUGUAUUUGCCGUGUUGUCCGCCCAACAAAUGUAUGUUGCACCCUGUUUCUGACAGUGCCAUCCGUACCGAUCAAAGCCACGUGCGUUUGCGAUAAGGUGUAAUCGUGAUGCGUUUAUCCUAUCCAUCGUACGCCGUGCUUUGAGCUUAAGUCAUUAGGAGUCAGCACGCCACGCUGCAUAAACUAAAUCAUGCACUGUUAUGCAGUCAGCAAUGCUGGUCUAUCGUGAAAGUAUUUUGUUCUUGUCUCUCCUAUUCCGGACAUUAUGGAGCUAGUCGCGCUAAUACACGCUUGUUUUUCAUUCAUUUGUUUGCAUUUAUAAUACCUGGGGGUACAAUGCAACGCAAAGACUCAACUAGCACAGCAAGCUUUAGGUAAUGAUUUUUUUUUUGUUCUGUCUGUAGUGUACGCAAAGGCGCCUCUUUACUAAUCUGUGGUAACGUUUGCACAAAUACACAAACAAAUACAAGCAAAGAUGAUACUAAGCGUAAUAUUAGUGGUAUAUUUUGAAAACAAUUUUAUUAAUUGCUUUAAUAAAUUAAACAUACAUCCUAGGAUUUAUAACGGCCAUGCAGCAUCAACGUAACUGUUGUAUCUUUUGUUUUCCGUCUUCCUCUUUCGAUCUAACCAUUACUAAACGAUGCUAAUGAAAAAAAGGUUUGUUUUGCAUUUUUGUAAACGGCUCUAGGCAGUAACGGUUCAAACUAUGAGUUGCUCUUUUUUACGUGUUUCGUGUCAAAUUUGCUGUAAGCGUGUAUCUGUACGCUUUUCAUAUCAGUUUUGCUGAUUUCCAUCCCAUCGGAUUGUUGUGUAGAAUGUCAAUGCGUGGCAUAAACAAAAAACAUAUAUCUGUAGUACUUUUUUAUAAUUUAUAAUACUUACCCCGGCGGGGGUAUCGAACGUAUAAGCGGAAGCGAAACUCAACAAACGAGUACGAAUGAAAACUAGCAAAGGAAAGAGCAAACACAUAUUUCUAAUAAAUAAAAAAAGAAUAAAAAUAAGAAUACAUUCCACAA